CAUAUAAGUAGUUGACAUUAAAUUCAGCAACUUUACGACUUGAUAUAAAAAUGCCGGCAUUCUGAGAGAAUGCAUCUUUUGUGUUCGGAUAUCACAGGACCACACAUCUUCAACAUGAAAUUCCUGGUACUACUAGCGGUCUGCUUGGUCGCCGUCGCGUGCGGGCAGGGCGCCGACGCCGCCGGGCCGCCGCCUCACACAAUAGCAUCUUUCUUUGGGCGACACACCAGAAACGUGUAUGAAAGCGAAGAUGGCAAUUUGGCUCAAGCUUCAGGCGUUCUUAGCCACAGCCUGCGCGUUACCCGGGCAGUGGCCAGAGUCAGAGGAGUCCCUGGAGGGGUGGAUGCUGAGUUGAAAGGCGAGAUAAAGAAUGUAAUGUAAUGUGUUUUUUAUCAUUAAAAAAUACCUAGGUACAUUGAAACUGAAACUGUAAACAAAAUUUAAAAAAACAUUUUUAUUUCAAUAAUAAAUUAAUAUAAAGCUCGAUUUUU
Molecule: messenger RNA, 491 nt
Organism: Plutella xylostella (diamondback moth)
Lineage: Eukaryota; Metazoa; Arthropoda; Insecta; Lepidoptera; Plutellidae
Source: RefSeq, a predicted model, not a curated record